Molecule: messenger RNA, 516 nt
Organism: Cylindrotheca closterium
Lineage: Eukaryota; Bacillariophyta; Bacillariophyceae; Bacillariales; Bacillariaceae
Source: the annotation of a GenBank genome assembly
AUGAUCAAGAAAAUGAAGAGAAACUGCGUGAACAAUCAGGCAAGAAACAAGACCACCAAGCGAGCUGCCGCUCCUCCUGGUCUAUCGUUCCCUGAAAAGGUCUACCAGGUGUUGCAACUGUGCGAAGAGAAUGGCAGGACCGACAUCACUUCCUGGAUGAACCACGGCGCAGCCUUCAAAGUGCACGAUUUCAAACAGUUCGAACGAGACCUUCUUCCCAGGUGUUUCAAUACCAAGAAGUAUGCUACCUUCACACGAAUGCUACGCGCCCAUGGAUUCAUUGGUGUUCGGACGGGAAGACAAACAGGGAUUUACUCGCAUCCAGCCUUUAGGCGCAACAAUCCGGAUGCGCUUUCGUUGAUAAGGAGAGUACAGACAAGAUCACCAGUAUUUUCCAACCCCUACGUUGAAGUAUCCAGCAGCCUUAUGAUGUACGCUUUCUUAGAGCCAAGAACCAUUCAAGAGAUGAAGGAGAAUCCAGUUGACUUGAACAUAUGGUACAAGUUCUGGCGAUAG